Molecule: messenger RNA, 2924 nt
Organism: Centrocercus urophasianus (Greater sage-grouse)
Lineage: Eukaryota; Metazoa; Chordata; Aves; Galliformes; Phasianidae
Gene: ST6GALNAC1
Product: ST6 N-acetylgalactosaminide alpha-2,6-sialyltransferase 1
Exons: 9
Coding region: 284-1969 (561 amino acids)
Molecular function (GO): alpha-N-acetylgalactosaminide alpha-2,6-sialyltransferase activity
Source: RefSeq, a predicted model, not a curated record
AAUAGAGGAAACCUCUCCUGUCUGUAGUAGAAAGUGUUUCUUUCCCCAGUUUGGGUAGCAGUAAGUUUUAAAUAAUAGAAUCGGUGUAAAACUGCUGUCUUGUCUGACAAAUUGGACCUGUGUGUGAAGAUACAGGGAGCCUUAGGAGAGAGGGUGUGAACAUUCUUGCAGGCAAAUCCAGAGAGAAGACCAGCCCACUGGUUCAGUACACCUGGAAAUAGCUGCAUGGGGCACACCUCUGGGCAGCAGCAGCAGAGCUUCCAUCUCUCCCGGGCCUCUCACUAUGCGGUUUUUAAUCAGAAGACUUCCUAAAGAUCCCAGAAUAUUCCGUUGGCUCCUUAUUUUAACAGUCCUUUCCCUCAUCAUUACUUGUUUUAGCUCCUUGUUUGGCGUGGAUAAAAGUGUUUUCAGGCAGCUCAACCAAAGCAUCUCACAUAUGCUACAAGUGGACGCCCAAGAUCAGCAAAGCUCAGACUAUUCUGCUAAUGGGAGCAUUUUGAAGGUUGGUUUGGAGAGAAACGCUACGUGGCUCGAACUGAAUACUGCUGUGAGUACACCAAGUUGGGAAGGGAAGAAAGAGCAGAAGGAAACAGUGAGACCAGUUGCCAGGGUGGAAGAAGGCAAGGAGAAGGUGACUGUGAAACCAUUCCCUGAGGUGGUGGGAAUCAAGAAUACAACAGCAUCAACAGCCUCUGUAGUGGAGAGAACAAAGGAGAAAACAACAGCAAGACCAGUUCAAGGGGUAGAGGAAGCUGAUGGGAAGAGAACAGUUCCCAGGAUGAAGGGAGACAAAGAGAAGGCGACUGUGAAACCAUCCUUUGGGAUGAAGGUGGAUCAUGCAAACAGCACAUCCAAAGACAAACCAAAGGCAGAAGAGCCUCCUGCGUCAGUGAAAACCAUAAGACCUGUGACUCAGGCUGCCACAGUGACAGAAAAGAAGAAACUGAGGGCUGCUGAUUUCAAGACUGAGCCUCAGUGGGAUUUUGAUGAUGAGUACAUACUGGAUAGCUCAUCUCCAGUAUCGACCUGCUCUGAAUCAGUGAGAGCCAAGGCUGCCAAGUCUGACUGGCUGCGAGAUCUUUUCCUGCCAAACAUCACACUCUUCAUAGACAAGAGGUACUUCAAUGUCAGCGAGUGGGACCGCCUGGAGCAUUUUGCACCUCCCUAUGGCUUCAUGGAGCUGAAUUACUCACUGGUAGAAGAAGUCAUGUCACGCCUGCCCCCAAAUCCCCACCAGCAGCUGCUCCUGGCCAACAGUAGCAGUAACGUGUCAACGUGCAUCAGCUGUGCCGUUGUGGGGAAUGGAGGGAUACUGAAUAACUCUGGAAUGGGCAAGGAGAUCGACUCCCAUGACUACGUGUUCCGGGUGAGUGGAGCUGUCAUCAAAGGUUACGAGAAGGAUGUGGGAACAAAAACCUCCUUCUAUGGAUUCACAGCAUUCUCCCUUGUGUCCUCUCUCCAGAACUUGGGACGCAAAGGGUUCGAUAAGAUCCCGCAGGGGAAGCAUAUCAGGUACAUUCACUUCCUGGAGGCAGUUAGAGACUAUGAGUGGCUGAAGGCUCUUCUGCUGAACCAGGAUAUCAGGAAAGGAUUCCUGAACCACUAUGGGCAAAGGCCCCGGGAGAGAUUUGAUGAAGAUUUCACGAUGGAUAAGUACCUGGUAACUCACCCUGAUUUCCUCAGAUACUUGAAAAACAGGUUCUUGAAAUCUAAGAAUCUGCAGAAGCCCUACUGGCGGCUGUACAGACCCACAACAGGAGCCCUCCUGCUGCUGACUGCCCUGCAUCUCUGUGACCGGGUGAGUGCCUAUGGCUACAUCACAGAAGGUCACCAGAAAUACUCGGAUCACUACUAUGACAAGGAGUGGAAACGCCUGGUCUUCUACAUUAACCAUGACUUCAACUUGGAGAAGCAGGUGUGGAAAAGGCUCCAUGAUGAGAACAUCAUGAAGCUCUACCAGAGACCCUGACUGUGUGGUGAGGGCCGUUGCCUGGGAAAUCUCAACAGCACCUCACAGGGAACAGAAGAGGACCUCAGAAGCCAGGGUUAGCACUGCACUUCCAGGCCCAGCUUCAGCUGCACAGAGAUAUUUCUGUCCUUUGGUAUCUUUAUUUUCUAACAACACUUCCUAAAACGUGCAUAUUCUACAGACCAAGAGAACAGAAGGGAAAAGUGCCUCCAAACAAGUCCCACCUGACUUGUGGAUGGUUGUAUGCUCUGGUGCUGGGAAAGAGAAAUCCAGGAUGAAUCUGAAUAGCAGAUGUUCCAGUGCCCAUUAUCUUAAUCAGGUUCUCCCUCUGCAAGAUGGUUUGGGGCUAGUUUUGCUGUAGGUGGGUUCUCUCUGUGAGCAGUGCUCUUUGUGGAGCUGGGUGUUUUUGAUAAGCAGUGGGAAAAGGGGACACGGACCAUCCUGUCUCAAGGGGAUGAUUUGUGUCCUGGAGGUGCUCUUGUUGCUCUGCUCCCUGCAAACAUAAAGACUGAACUCUUAACUUCCAAAUGCAUCUCAGUUCCCAAUGUGACUUUGCUGUGACACCUCCUGGGGAGCACUGUGAUGUCUGGUGCCCAGCCUGCUGACCUUGGUCUAGUUCACCAUCAGCACAAGAGAAGGGGAGAGCUCUCCAGAGUGCAGCAGGAUGCUGGACAUUGUGCCUCUUGCUGUGGGGCUCCCCUGGCUGCUGACUGCAUGUAGUGAGUCUGGUGCAGAAGCUGGUGCUUGGCUAUGCCAGGAGCAUGGUGCCUCCUCUCCUACCAGGAGAAAUGAGAGUUCUCAAUGUCCAGGGAUGGAUGCUCUCUGUCCUUGCUGCUGACUGGAGUGCCUGCCUACAUUGUGCUGAGAAAAGCACUGUUGCAGCCAGCAAGCCUUUGGACUACUGGUCUUCUGAGUGGGCUUUUGCAAACAAAAUAAACGGCACUGCUUUACCCAA